This is a messenger RNA of Brenthis ino (lesser marbled fritillary), 2715 nucleotides long. The record is from the annotation of a GenBank genome assembly. Lineage: Eukaryota; Metazoa; Arthropoda; Insecta; Lepidoptera; Nymphalidae.
AUGAAAAAAAGUAAGACUAAUAAACCAAAGUUUGUAAAUACCCGUAAAGUUCUUAGAAAAGAAAAAAGGAAACAAAAGAAAAUUCAUCGGCAAGAGCAUUAUCUAAAAAAGAAAACAGUUUUAAGCGAGUUGAAAACUACUCCAGAAAAAUUUGUGAAAAGGCUACCGGAAAUCGAAAAAAAGAACGAUUCAAAGAAGAGCAAAGCAAAGCCACAAAAAGAAUCUUCUCAAGAUGUGCUGAUGAGACAAAGACAAAAGGAAUUAAAAGAAGCAGAAAAACUUAAAUCGCAAAUGGAUAAACAAAGAAAGCAAAUUAUGGUUAAAGCUAAUGAAGACGAAGACAAAAUUAUUAAGAAGUUAGAAAAACAAUUGGGACUUAACAAAUCGAAGAACAAAAAUAACUAUUUUGCUGAUGAUGGUCUAGAUUAUUUACUGGAAAUAUGUGAUAGAGCUACAUCAGAGCAAAUUGUAGCUGCAGAAAAACAUUUAGCUGAUGUAGAAAAGGACUCUGAUUUUGAAGAGGAUUUAGCUGCUGUCACUGGAAAGGAAAUGCCUAAAAAGAAAGUAAAAGAUAAAAAGAGUAAUGGUAUCGAUGAAGGUGAAAAUUCUGACAAUGAUAUGGAAACUGAUGAUGAACCAAAUUCAGGUGAUGAUGAGUCAAAGACAGAUGGUGAUGAUGAAGCAAUGACAGGUGAUGAAAGUGAAGGUUCAAAUGAUUUUGAAGAUGAAAAUCUAAGUGAUAGUGAAAACAAUCAAAGUGAUGGCAGUGAAUUAAUCCAAGAAGAGCAAAUACCAAUAUUGACAUCUAAAUCACAGACUAAAUCAAAAAAGGAAAAAAUUGUAUCAGAAAGUGAGUUAAGCAAGGUGUUCAGUGAUGAUGAAAUAUCACAUUUAUCAGGUGAUGAAGAUAUAAGUGGCUUUAGUGAUGAUGAAGAAAAGAAAGAACAUAAAACAGAAAGUAAAGAAAAGCCUGAUGUUUGGGAAGAUAUUUAUGGUAGAAAAAGAGACAAAGAAGGGAAUAUUAUAAAGGAAGAGAAGGGUGUUUACAUACCACCACAUUUGAGAAAUAAGGAUUCAGCAUCAGAUAAAGAACUUGCUCAAAUAAAAAGGCAAAUUAAAAGUGUGCUUAACAAACUAGCCGGAACAAAUCUCCACUGGGCUUCCACAUCGAUAGAGAACUUGUAUUCAAGCAACAGUAGGAAUUCAGUUAACACUGCCCUAACUCAGUUAUGGUUAGAGGCAGCAGUCAGUGAAGCCAUCACUCCGCAGAGGAUGUUAGUUGAACAUGCGGCCUUGAUAUCUAUCCUGCAUGCUAAUGUUGGAUCUGAAAUAGGUGCCCAUUUCUUAGAGGAAUUGUCUAAAAAAUUCGACGACAUGAUGCAAACUCCGCAACCCGUGGAAAAUAAAACAUUGGACAAUCUCGUGUCUUGUCUGGCACUUUUGUACAGUUUUAAGAUAUACCACGUAUCUCUCCUGUACGAUAUUUUAAAUCGUUUAGUGGAAGAGCUGUCGGAGAAGAACAUAGACUGUGUUUUGGCGAUUUUGAGGAAUGUAGGGGGAGUGUUGAGGAAGGAAGAACCGGCGGCUCUGAAGACAUUCAUCCAUGACACUCAGGCGAAGAUUUCCAAGUUAAAUGAAGAUGCGGAUAGUGGAUCACGUAUAAAAUUCCUUCUGGAAGUGUUGCUAGCUGUUAAAAAUAAUAAUUUAAAUAAAAUUCCCAAUUAUGAUCCAAGUUAUGUGGAACAUUUGAAGAAAAUGUUCCGCGGCAUCGUGCGGCGCGGCAACUACGUCACUCCCUUGAACAUUAGGCUAGAAGAUCUAUUGAAAGCGCAGGAGCGCGGCAAGUGGUGGGUGGUCGGGUCGGCGUGGGAGGGUGCGGGGAGCGCAGGGGGCCCGCCCGCCGCCGCCGCCGCGCCCAGCGUGGACCAGAAGCUUCUGGAACUGGCCAAGAAACAGCGCAUGAACACCGACGUCAGGAGGAGCAUCUUCUGCAUUAUCAUGUCGGCUGAGGAUUUUAUGGAUGCAUUCGAAAAACUCCAACACUUAGGUCUCAAAGGGCAACAGGAAAGGGAAAUAGUGCACGUGCUGUUAGCUUGUUGCCUGAACGAAAAAGCUUACAAUCCAUACUAUGCAGUUUUAGGACAAAAGUUAUGCGAUGUCGACAGAAAGUAUCAGCUUUCAAUACAAUAUUCUGUGUGGGACAAAAUUAAGGAUCUCGAAUCUCUGUCGAAGCAAGCGAUGACGAACUUAGCUCAGUUUCUCAUACAUCUGAUUAUGGAGAAGGGAUUGCCGCUGUCCGUGUUAAAGAUUAUCCAGUUUUCAGAUUUAAACAAAAAGACAGUGAAAUUUAUGAGACAAAUAUUAUUAGCGAUAAUUAUGAACGCCGACUUACAAAUUUCGCUAGAAGUAUUCCAUAGGAUAUCAAAACCGCCUAAACUACACAUGUUUAGAGAAAGUCUUAGGUUGUUUAUACAACAUUUUUUAAUUAAAAAUGCCGGUAAAAAGACAUCAGUUCUUAGUGAAGAGGAGAUGGCAACACUGAAGGAAAGAGCCAUAGAAGUAGAUAAAAUAUUGACCAUGAGGUGUGAAGGAGACCAGCCGACUGUGAAAUGUUAUUUCCAUAAUGUUAUAAUGUGUUUGAUUUCUAUCAAUCUGAGGUUGUUGCCUCAUAAUAUCUACAUACAAGCAUCCCGCCCUUACCUUGUCCACUUUGCU